AUGAGUAAAAUAAUGGGUGUUAUUAUGUCGAGGCUAUCAAAGCCAGCUAAAGCUUUUAAUAUUGAAAAUAGAGCUGCGAAAAUUUUAGAAAGAGAAAAACCAAUACCUGCUCCACCUCAUCCAUCUACUGCUCAGCAAUUAAAGAUUUCUCGAGAAGUUGAUCCUAAUUUUUUGGAGAAUCAUUAUAAAAAAGAUGAAGAAUUGUAUGACAGAUUGAAACAAGUGUUUGUUUCUUCACACAUUGAACAUAAAAUUAUUGAUCAAGAGUCUGAAGCAAAAAAGCCGAAGAAUAAAAAAUGGUCUCAAGAUUUUGAAUACGGCUUUUGGGAACCUGAAAAAAUACCAGAGGGUAGGUGUCAAUUGAAGACAGCAUUGCAAUUUAUGGCUGACUAUCAAGCAGACUCGAAAAAAAAUUCUAUUGAAAGUAUAGCGAUGAAAUAUAAACUGGACCCGGCUGAUGUCAAGAAUAUUAUUAAGUACUACAGAGUAUUCCAAGUAGUCCAGCCGAAGGAUAGUAAGAUGUUCGUACCAAGAGAAGAUGCAAAACCGCUGAUAGAAGAAAAAUAA
Messenger RNA from Cotesia congregata, 567 nucleotides. The record is from the annotation of a GenBank genome assembly. Lineage: Eukaryota; Metazoa; Arthropoda; Insecta; Hymenoptera; Braconidae.